AAGAAUUUGGUUUUACUAGGUCAGCAAUGGGCAGCAACAACAACAGAAGGCUUACUUGUUUACUCAUUGGAUAGUAGCUUAACUUUUGACCCAUUUGAAUUGUCUGUUAAUGUCACACCUGAUGCUGUUUUGAAGCAACUACAUGAGGGACAGUGGUCUGCUGCCCUCAUGUUGUGUUUUCGCCUCAAUGAGGUCAACCUUAUUCAACAUGUAGUAGAGAGCAUUCCUGUUUCCCAAGUUAAUAUUGUAUGUCAAGGCUUAGCAAAUGUUUACAUCCGAAAAUUACUAGCUUUUUUAGCAAGUGAGCUAGAGAGGACGCGUCAUGUUGAAUUUUAUCUUUGUUGGUGUGAGACGUUGCUGUUGGAGCAUGGGCCGAGUCUUAAGGUGCAGUCUAGUUCUAUGAUGGCACUUCUUAGAACACUCCAGAAAAGUAUCACCAAGCGGCGAGAAGACCUCAGUAAAUUGUAUGUUUUACACUUUUAAUUAUCAUAU
Molecule: messenger RNA, 492 nt
Organism: Anneissia japonica
Lineage: Eukaryota; Metazoa; Echinodermata; Crinoidea; Comatulida; Comatulidae
Product: periodic tryptophan protein 2 homolog
Exons: 2
Coding region: 169-483 (104 amino acids)
Biological process (GO): maturation of SSU-rRNA from tricistronic rRNA transcript (SSU-rRNA, 5.8S rRNA, LSU-rRNA); ribosomal small subunit assembly
Cellular component (GO): small-subunit processome; Pwp2p-containing subcomplex of 90S preribosome
Source: RefSeq, a predicted model, not a curated record